Molecule: messenger RNA, 645 nt
Organism: Oryza brachyantha (malo sina)
Lineage: Eukaryota; Viridiplantae; Streptophyta; Magnoliopsida; Poales; Poaceae
Product: phenolic glucoside malonyltransferase 2-like
Exons: 2
Coding region: 1-645 (214 amino acids)
Source: RefSeq, a predicted model, not a curated record
AUGGAGCUCGACAGCCACCGCAUCGCCGACAUCAAGAACCGCAUCGCGGAGCUCGACGAGGAGGCAGCCACAACGACGAGCCCCGGGAGGGAGCGCCGCCUGCUCCCAUCCACGUUUGUCGCCGUCUCCGCCGUCGUCUGGUCGUCCGUCGUCCGGGCCAGGUCGCCGCCCCAGCGGGACGACGGCGCAGGUGCCGGCGCCGGCGACGCGAGCACGCACCUCGUCUUCCCUGCCGACUGCCGCCCGCGGCUGGACCCGCCGGUCGACGUGGCCUACUUCGGCAACUGCGUCCGGGGCUGCGCUGCCUCGGCGGCCGCGCGGGAGCUGGCCGAGGCCCCGCGGGGCGUCCUGCGCGUGCGCGACGCGAUCCGGAGCGCAGUCGACGGGUUCGCCGAGCGGCCGAUGGAGGCGUUCGACACGUGGCUCGACGCCGUCGGCGCCAUGCUCCGGCAGCCGGGGUUCGUGGCGGUGACCGCCUCGCCGCGGUUCCGGCCCUACGACGCCGGUGGAGUUCGUGUCAGAGAGCACGCCCGAGGGCAUGGUGGUGGUGACCGGCGGGAGGAAGGAGGCGAGCAUGCAUGUCUCGGCGUGUCUCCGCCCGGAGCACAUGGUCCGGCGUUCAGGUCACAACUUCUUGAUUGGUGA